GGCCGGGGGAGUGCGGACCGGAGUGAGGGCAGCCUGUGUGUGUGUGUGUGCGUGUGCGUGUGCGUGUGCGUGUCCGCGGCCGGAGCGCAGAUCCCGGGCCGCCCCUCGCCAUGAAGCUGCUCUUGGGCGUCGCGCUCCUGUGCUGGACCGCGGACAUGGCCAGAAGUAUGACUAUAACCACUACUGAAGGGAUGUUUGAAAAAGCCAAGGGGGAAACAGUUCAUUUGCCUUGUAAAUUUACAAUUGCCCCAGAAGACCAAGAACCACUACACAUUGAGUGGAUUAAAUCACCAGCUGAUAACCAAAAGGCUGACCAAGAGAUAAUUUUAUAUUCUGGAGGCAACAUUUAUGAUAUAUAUUCUGAAGAUCUAAAAGGACGAGUUUAUUUUACAAGCAGUGAUCCCAAAUUAGGUGAUGCAUCAAUAAAUAUAACAAAUUUACAAUUAUCAGAUGUGGGCACGUAUCAGUGCAAAGUAAAAAAACUUCCUGGUGUUGCAAACAAAAAGAUGCAGCUUUCUGUGCUUGUUAAGCCUUCAGGAACAAGAUGUUACAUUGAUGGAUCAUCAGAGAUUGGCAGUGAUUUUAAAAUAAGAUGUGAAUCAGGAGAAGGUUCACUUCCUUUAUACUAUGAAUGGCAAAAAUUGCCCAACACAGAAAAAUUUCCUGCUGUGUCCUUUUCAGAUCUCAACCCAUCUAUUAUUUCUGUACGAAAUGCCACUACAGAGUACUCUGGCACAUACAGCUGUACAGUUAAAAACAGAGUUGGUGUUGAUCAAUGCCUUUUGAGGGUGAAUGUUGUUCCUCCUUCAAACACUGCUGGUACAAUUGCUGGAGCUGUCAUAGGAACUUUGUGUGCCCUGUUGCUGUUGGGUCUUCUAAUCUUUUGCUGCUGUAAAAAACACAAGGAGGAAAAAUAUGAAAAAGAAGUUCAUCAUGAUAUCAGAGAGGAUGUUCCUCCUCCAAAGAGCCGUACAUCGACAGCCAGAAGCUACAUUGGUAGCAAUCAUUCAUCUCUGGGAUCAAUGUCUCCUUCCAACAUAGAAGGCUAUUCCAAAGCUCAGUAUAACCAAGUACCAAGUGAAGACUUUGAUCGUACUCCACAGAGCCCGAGUUUCCAACCAACUAAGGUAGCAGCAUCUAAUCUAAGUAGAAUGGGAGCUAUUCCUGUGAUGAUACCAGCACAAAGCAAAGAUGGGUCAAUAGUAUAAAGCAUCUCAAACUUUGUUUCUUCAGACUUUUUUCUUCUCUGAAAAUAGGAAAAAGCUGCCAACCUAAAAAUUGCUUUUGAAGAAAUAGAAUAAUUUAAUCUGGACUAAUAAAAAGAUGAUCUUCAAGAAACAUUAUUUAAUUGACAAGAGUUUGAAUCCUACAUCAGACACUUAAAAACUACAAGUCUUGUAACUUUUUUUUAGCUUAUUUCCUCAAAUGUUUCACAGGGUUGUUGUGAGGAACAAAUGCUACAUAUAUAGAGUGCUUUGUGAAGUUUAAAGUAUUACAUAAAUAGUAGCUAUUGUUAUCACAAAGAGAUCAGAUAAAAUCUCCUGGUAGAAGAGGGGGUAGAAUUGAAUUUCCAGAUGAAAGCGUAUUGUCUUAGGUUCCUUUAGAAACAACUGAUUUUACUGAUACUUAAUGUCUACUAUUCUAUAUGUAUACCAAGAAAAGCAAGAUUUACUGUUACUGUUACUGUUUUCUCAGCCAUUUUCUGUAGCAAACAAUGUAAGCCCUACAAAAAGUUGAAAAGAAUGUCAAAAAUAACUAAUUUAAAAUUGUAAAAUUACUGUUUUUGGAAUCAGUUUAAGUGAAGGGUGUGUCUUGAACAUCUUACUGAAAGAAUACCAGCAAUGACUAGGUGAGCUAGCUGAGCUCUGUCAUCUAAUUAAUUUGGUGAAAUGAUUUCUUUAAAUGUUUUAACACAUGGAAAUGCUACAAGUGAGUAGCUAAUUGUUUUUUGCUUUCUGGCUAUAUUUAGCAAUAAAGGAGCAGCUGGCAGA
Molecule: messenger RNA, 1991 nt
Organism: Vombatus ursinus (common wombat)
Lineage: Eukaryota; Metazoa; Chordata; Mammalia; Diprotodontia; Vombatidae
Gene: CXADR
Product: CXADR, Ig-like cell adhesion molecule
Exons: 7
Coding region: 111-1208 (365 amino acids)
Biological process (GO): homotypic cell-cell adhesion
Cellular component (GO): bicellular tight junction; intercalated disc; basolateral plasma membrane
Molecular function (GO): cell adhesion molecule binding
Source: RefSeq, a predicted model, not a curated record